Messenger RNA from Acomys russatus (golden spiny mouse), 2279 nucleotides. RefSeq names its product CYFIP related Rac1 interactor B (gene Cyrib). Gene Ontology annotation, molecular function: small GTPase binding. Lineage: Eukaryota; Metazoa; Chordata; Mammalia; Rodentia; Muridae. Gene Ontology annotation, biological process: positive regulation of T cell activation; regulation of actin filament polymerization. Bases 293 to 1267 code for a protein of 324 amino acids. The transcript has 13 exons. The record is from RefSeq and is a predicted model, not a curated record.
CGUCGCCUGGCUCUUCGCGGCUCCGCCAGAGGGGCAGGUGCGGAGGAGCUCCCGGUCCGGCCGCCGCCGCCGCCCGCUCCGGGCCCGGGGCUCCCCCUAGCGCCGUGAGGAGCCGCCGGCGGCUGAGAGAAGCGCGGCCGAGUGCCCGAGCUCGCGGCGGAUAGAAGGACAAGGACGAAAUCACCAGCACUGGCUGAAGGUUUGCUGGCAUGGGUAAUCUCAUUAAGGUGCUAACCAGGGACAUAGACCACAAUGCAGCACAUUUUUUCUUGGACUUUGAAAGUACCUUAACAUGGGGAAUCUUCUUAAAGUUUUGACAUGCACAGACCUUGAGCAGGGGCCAAAUUUUUUCCUUGAUUUUGAAAAUGCCCAGCCUACAGAGUCUGAGAAGGAAAUAUAUAAUCAGGUGAAUGUAGUGUUAAAAGAUGCAGAAGGCAUCUUGGAGGACUUGCAGUCGUACAGAGGAGCUGGCCAUGAAAUACGAGAGGCAAUCCAGCAUCCAGCGGAUGACAAGUUGCAAGAGAAGGCUUGGGGUGCAGUUGUGCCACUCGUAGGCAAAUUAAAGAAAUUUUACGAAUUUUCUCAGAGGCUAGAAGCAGCAUUAAGAGGCCUUCUGGGAGCCUUGACUAGUACGCCGUACUCCCCCACCCAGCAUCUAGAGCGAGAGCAGGCUCUUGCUAAGCAGUUUGCAGAGAUUCUUCACUUCACACUCCGGUUUGAUGAACUCAAGAUGACAAAUCCUGCCAUACAAAAUGACUUCAGCUAUUAUAGAAGAACGUUGAGUCGUAUGAGAAUUAAUAAUGUCCCGGCAGAAGGAGAAAAUGAAGUAAAUAAUGAAUUGGCAAAUCGAAUGUCUUUGUUUUACGCUGAGGCCACCCCAAUGCUAAAAACCUUAAGUGAUGCAACAACAAAAUUUGUAUCGGAGAAUAAAAAUUUACCAAUAGAAAAUACCACAGAUUGUUUAAGCACCAUGGCAAGUGUAUGCAGAGUCAUGUUGGAGACACCGGAAUACAGAAGCAGAUUUACGAACGAAGAGACAGUAUCGUUCUGCUUGAGGGUAAUGGUGGGUGUCAUAAUACUUUAUGACCAUGUCCAUCCAGUGGGAGCAUUUGCCAAAACUUCUAAAAUUGAUAUGAAAGGUUGUAUCAAAGUUCUUAAGGACCAACCUCCUAAUAGUGUAGAAGGUCUUCUCAAUGCUCUCAGGUACACAACAAAGCAUUUGAAUGAUGAGACUACCUCCAAGCAAAUUAGGUCCAUGCUGCAGUGAGAGCUGUGGAGCAAGCCCCUGUUGCAGAUGGAGCACACAGUGUUCUUCAGUGACUGAGAAUGCACAGUCUUUAGUGAUUGCCAUUAAAUCUCCCUAUUCUUGCUUUGGUUUCUUUCCUCUGGUUCCUCUUCCCACUUUUUUAAUCAUGUUCUUGUUCUUAAGACUUCUUUUCUGUGCCAAAAUCAGUAAAGUUAUACUUUGAAAGGGAUUUUUGUCCUUUCAAAACAGGCCAUCUAAGGCAGCUAAUUAUGCAUUGCAUUGAGGUCUCUACUGAGAAAAGUUCUGUGACUUGAACUAAAUAUUUUUAAAUGUGGAUUUUUUUUGAAAACUAAUAUUUAAUAUUGCUUCUCCUGCAUGGCAAAACUGCCUAUUCUGCUAUUUAAAACCCUCACGAAUUUAUUUUCUACUGCCGCUUUUUCAUGUGCAGCCAAAAUGAAAAUGUUUAAAUUAACUGUGUUGUACAAAUGGUACCCAACACAAACUUUUUUUAAAUUAGUAAGACUUUGUUUAAAGUUUUAAGUUUGCAUUUUGACUUUUUUUUAAAAUAAGGUUGUAUGUUGUGUGUUUAACCUUUAUUAACUAACGUUAAAAACUGUGAUGUGUGCGUAGAAUAUUACGUAUGCAUGUUCAUGUUUAAGAAUGGCUGUUGAUAAAAUAAAAAUCAGCUUUCCUUUUUCUAAGCGUGGCUUGGUUUACUGAGGUUUCUGGAAGGUUUCCCUGUAUAUAUUUUUGUGGAAUGCAUAUACACAUUUACAUAAUUUUUUCUGUUUUUUAGGCAAUAGCUGUGUCUUUUUCAGUUGUAUUUUUCUUAACCUUUGUCUAUGUACAUAAGUUUAACUGCUUUUAAAACUGUUGUGUAUAAGAUGACCAGUGAUUGUGUCAUUAACUUGACUUCUGUUCUAAUUUCAUCUUUGUGAGCGUAGUCGUAGAAAGAAAACCAUACUUUCCCAGUUCUCAGUUUCAGGAGUAAAAGGGCGGCAACAGGAAGCACAGGGUGUUUCCGAAGCAAGAG